UUUGUCUAUUUACAAGUUGCAAGUUUGCUGUUUUCAUUAUUUUUACGAUGCGACUUACAAGUUUUCGUGUAUAUAAGUUAUCGUAAAAUUAAAAAAAAUGAGCAGUAAUGUGGAAAAUCAGAACAAAUACAUUCCUAAACAUAUGCAUAGUGAUAAGUUUAUUUUUUCUUUUUUACUAUGCAGUUUUAACUCAAACUACUCUAGAACAAAGAAGACAUUUAAGAAGAAAUAUAAAGAAAGAUGUGGGUAAUGUUAAAUUUCUACCUUCAAUUUAUAAAAAAUCCAAGGAAUAUAAUAUUUGGAUCAUAUUUACGAAAGUUACGAAUGUUUCAACUCUCAGUUACAAAUUUCGUGAUUUGAUACAUAAUUUAUUAAAUGUUAGUUCAGUGCCUUUAAAAUUUAAUAUAAUAGUUGAUGAAGUGUCUCAAGUUAUUGCAGAAAAUCAAAUCGCUGAUGUACUUUACGGUAAUAAAACAUUAGUUUAUUCUUUUUAUGAUAUCGAAGAAAGUGCCAAUAGAAUACAAGAUAUCGUAAAAGUUAUGACGCCGCAUUUUAGUUCGAAACCAGGUACUUAUUAUAGUGAUGCAUUGUUUUAUAUAUCGUUAGGAUUGUAUAGAAUCGCUCCUUUAAGCCAACAAUACGCAAUUUUACUCGAUUGUGAUUUAUUUUUUAAAAAAGACAUAUCUUUAUUAUUUAACGAGUUUGAUAACUUUAAAUCUACUGCUCUAUUCGGUUUAGCCCCCGAAUUGACUCCUGUAUAUCUACAUGUUUUGCAUAUGUAUAAAGCAAAGCAUAACACGACUUUCGGUGAUUAUUAUCGUGAUAAUAACAUAUCGAACGAUGUCCAUCCGAGGGGUUUUCAGGGAUAUAACUCCGGUGUCGUACUUAUUAAUCUUGCAGCGCAAAGGAAAUCUCUAGAAUUUUCUAAAAUUAUUUCGAAUGCGAGCGUGCAAGCUAUGACUUCUAAAUAUAGGUAUGAUUUGAAUUGGGGUUUAGUCAGUUGUUUGCAAAUUUUAUGUUAUUUUAGAUUCCGCGGUCAUCUGGGUGAUCAAGAUUUUUAUACUUUAGUUGGUUAUGAAUAUCCUCAUCUGAUACAAACGCUCAAUUGCGGUUUCAACAGGCAACUCUGCACUUGGUGGAGAGACCACGGUUAUGUCAACAUUUUUUCCAAUUAUUUUAAAUGCGAACAUGAUAUUGUUGUUUUACAUGGAAACUGUAAUACUCGUAUACCGAAAUGACUGGAUAAUUAUGAUAAAUUUCGUACAGGGCUUUCAGUGCUUCAAAUUAACGAAAAUUUAACCAAAAUGUCCUCAUUUGUAACUUGAACUAACCUUAUAAAAACAAAUUAUUUUGUUUUUUGAAUUAUUUGUAUUUCUAAUUAAAAAUUAAAACGUUUGGCAACAUUGUCUACAAGAAAUCUCAUUAUCAGGAUAGCAGAAUUGAAAUUCUGGCUUCGAUAUUAAUAAAUGCAUUGUUGUCAUAUGUAAUUAUAAUUUUUGAUACUAGUACAAGUUUUGUUGAAAAUGUCUUCAGUUAAUCGAGAUUUGUUGUACUUUCAAAAUGUUGUUUUUUUUAUAAAAUUAUUUGGUAAAUGUUCAAAUUGGGUGAAAUGUAGAAAAAAAAGAAAUUAAUUAGACGCACUGGGUACAAAUCGCGGUAUUUUGACCUUAUUGGAAUGGAAUUGGUACAAAUGAAACAAAAGUGAAUAAAAACGUCUUAAAUCAAUAGAAAUCUUACUAAAAUGACUUCAUGUCUAACUUAACCUCACCUAAAAUAUGGUAUAGGGCAUCAUUUAUCAAAUUAUUGAAGGUUCAAUCAUAAAAAACAACAAAUUAUUUUGUCUUCUAAUUGAUUUGUAUUUCUGAUUAAAAAUUAGAACGUUUGGCAACAUUGUAUACAAGAAAUCUCAUUAUCAGGAUAGCAGAAUCGAAAUGCUCCUUUUAUAUUCUAAUAAACGCAUUGUUGUCAUAUGUAAUUGUUAUUUAUGAUAAUAGUACAAGUUUUUUUUUCAAAAUGUAAGAAAAAUCGUGUCAAUUUCAAAGUAUCUACUUGAUUUGCUCAAAAAAUGUUCGAAUUUCACUCAAAAUCGUACCCAGUGCAAUGUUAUACAGGGGUUUUCGUUAUUGAAGGUUCGUUAUAUAACUUUCAAAAUGUAGAUGCUUAUUUUUCCAAAAUUAUUGAAAAAUGCAAGGAAAAAAGAAUUGAUUUAGAUACAAACUGUUGCAUUUUGAACUUAACGUGGAUAAUUAAUAGAAAAAUUUGAAUUAAAAUACUUUAAAUAUAUAAAAAUCUAAUCAAAAUGGCUCCAAAUCAAACUUAACUUAACCUAAAACGGAGUAAAGGGUAUAAUUUAUCAAAUUAUUGAAACAAACUGAUUAAAUCUCAUGAAAAACAAAUUAUUUUAUCAUCAACUAAAUAUUCACUACACUAUAGAAGUAUAUCUGCUUAAAAAUUAUAACGUUUGGCAACAUUGUAUUACAAAUCUCGUUAUUAAAAUGUCAACAUUAAAAGUCUCGGUUUGAUAUUAAUAAUUUGCACUGUUGUCAUAUCUGUGAACCUGGUAUCUAUUUUCGCUAUAAUACAAAAUUAUUCAAUUCCAAAUACCAAAAUGUGCAGUAAUUUAAUAAAAAAAUAAAGAUCACUUUUGAUUUUACAAAAAUCUUCUUGCCAUUACUUAUUUAGUUGUCGUAUUUUUAAUUUUUAUACCGCUACAGUAUGAAUUUUCGAGUUUAUAAUCAAAAUGUUUUUGUAUGUGCAAUUCGAAAUGAAAUUUAUUUUUAUGUUAUCAUAUAUGCAUAUUUUACCAAUAAAUUUGUUUUAUAUAA
Messenger RNA from Diorhabda sublineata, 2825 nucleotides. RefSeq names its product xyloside xylosyltransferase 1. Gene Ontology annotation, molecular function: UDP-xylosyltransferase activity. Lineage: Eukaryota; Metazoa; Arthropoda; Insecta; Coleoptera; Chrysomelidae. The coding region runs from base 108 to 1238 and encodes 376 amino acids. The record is from RefSeq and is a predicted model, not a curated record. The transcript is spliced from 3 exons.